Messenger RNA from Argentina anserina (silverweed cinquefoil), 2962 nucleotides. Its product is annotated as receptor-like protein kinase FERONIA. The record is from RefSeq and is a predicted model, not a curated record. The coding region runs from base 169 to 2730 and encodes 853 amino acids. Gene Ontology annotation, molecular function: ATP binding; transmembrane receptor protein tyrosine kinase activity. NCBI's taxonomy places the organism in Eukaryota, Viridiplantae, Streptophyta, Magnoliopsida, Rosales, Rosaceae. Gene Ontology annotation, biological process: protein phosphorylation. The transcript is spliced from 2 exons.
UCAGAGAUAUACAACCAUACAUACGAUAUACAGGGACAUAACCUAUGUUAUCUACCUCCCUCAAACUAUACCAGCCAUCUUGCCAAAAACUAUACCAUCCAUGAAAUUCUGAUAUGUAGUUCUCACCUACUCGGGACUUUUCUCAGAGUAAUCCUCUUGUCCAUCGAUAUGAAAACUAUUCUCCCUCCUCCUAACCUUUCCAGGUUGUUCUUAUUCCUCGGCACUCUACUAACGACCGGAGAUUCCACAACCAUCUACACUCCGACCUUUCAGAUCAACCUCAACUGUGGCUCUUCCAAUGACACGGUGGAUCAGUAUGACUUUCGAAAUUGGACGGGAGAUAUCAACUCAGAGUUUUUUACUAAAGAAGUUGGUAGCACAUCCCAAGUAGCAGAAGCACCACGGUUGCCCUCGACGGGCAGCGAUGUACCGUACAUGACAGCUAGGCUUUCGUACACGGAAUUUACUUACAGAUUUACUGUCAGUCCCGGCCAGAUGUUCAUCCGCUUGUAUUUCUUCCCAGCUUCAUACAAUGAAAACUUCGACAUCUCGAAAUCACUCUUUUCUGUCAAAGCCGGGGGUUACAGACUUCUCAAAGACUUCAACGCUUCUCUCAGUAGUACAGAUGAUGAUGGCGAAGAGACGCGUAUCAGAGAAUACUGCGUCAACUUUGAACCAGAACAGAACAGUCUGUACAUCACAUUCACUCCCAGCAAUGGUGCAUACGCGUUUAUAAACGGGAUUGAAAUCAUGUCCAUGCCGACCAAUUUUUAUUAUUCGCGAUCGGCAGCUGAAGGCGAUGGGGCUAGUUUUAUCGGCAGAGCUACUAAUUAUUACAUUGAAAACAACACCGCUCUAGAGAUGAUCUACCGAAUCAACGUUGGUGGCGGUCCUGUGUCUCCGAAUGAAGACACUGGCAUGUACCGCACUUGGAAACCAACCGACGAGUCCUACUUAGAUGGUAUCAGAAGAAGUUUGAGCUAUCCACAAGAUAAUAUUCCUCUCAAUUUUCCAACCGAUAUUCCUCUCAAUUUUGCAAAAAUUCGUAACUACACUGCGCCCGAAAAGGUGUACCGAACGGGCCGGACAAUGGGAAGGAACAGCACCAUCAUCAAGAGCUACAAUCUCACCUGGCAAUUCCCUGUAGACCCUGAAUUUUCUUACCUGCUGAGGCUCCAUUUCUGUGAAAUUGAUCCGAAUAUCACUGCGGCUGGAGAGAGAAUGUUUCAGAUUAUUAUAGCUAAUCUAACAGCUGAACUGCAUGCGGAUGUAAUCGGAUGGACUACAAAAAAUGGAGAAGGAAAUGGGAUUCCCAUAUAUAAGGACUACUUUGUGCACAGGCAGAUAUUUGAAACCCAGAAAAAAGGUUGCACUUAUCUCUUUGUUGCACUACAGUCGAACAAAGAUGAUUACGAUUUUCAUUACAACGAUGCCAUCUUGAAUGGGCUCGAAAUCUUCAAACUCAAUAACACAGACGGCAAUUUUGGGGCACCCAUGACCACAUGCAUCCAAGACCUACCGCGAGAUAUUCAGCCAUCGUCUAACAACUCUAUGAAAAAGCAGACUCGUAUGCUUGCUAUUCUCGCCGGUGCAGUUUCUGUCUUACUUGUUCUUUCCAUCGUCGGGUUUUUAAUUUUCAGGCGUAAAAGAAAAGUCCACGACAGAAGAAUAAAGUUUAAAACAACCCCCCCAUCAUCUUAUCCAUGUCACUACUUUCUACUAGCAGAGAUAAAAGCUGCCACCAAAAAUUUCAGUGAUGCCUUUAUCAUUGGAGCAGGAGGUUUUGGUAAUGUUUACAAAGGAUGCAUUGGUGGAGUCACUCCAGUUGCAAUCAAACGGCUGAAGCCAGAAUCAUCCCAAGGUGCGCAUGAGUUUGAGACUGAAAUUGCGAUGCUCUCCCAACUCCGUCAUCGCCAUUUGGUUUCCCUCAUUGGAUAUUGUAGCGAUAAGGGGGAGAUGAUCUUAGUGUAUGAUUACAUGGCACAUGGAACACUCCGGGACCAUCUCUACAACACCAUUAACCCACCUCUUGCCUGGGUACAACGCCUUCAGAUUUGUAUCGGUGCAGCUCGAGGACUACAGUAUCUUCAUAAUGGUGCAAAUGGCAUCAUAAUUCACCGAGAUGUGAAGAGCACAAACAUCUUGCUGGAUGACAAAUGGGUGGCCAAGGUUUCAGAUUUCGGGCUGUCCAAAGGAACAACGAGCAUGUCCAAAACCCACAUCAGCACGAAUGUGAAAGGCAGUUUUGGGUAUGUGGAUCCAGAAUACUAUCGACGACACCGUCUCACUGAGAAGUCAGAUGUCUACUCAUUUGGUGUAGUUCUGUGUGAAGUACUAUGUGCCAGGCCAGCAAUUAUAAAUGCAGAAGAGCUAAAGCAAGCAUGCCUGGCUGACUGGACCCGGAGCUACCAUCAGAAUGGGGAACUUGAUCAAAUCAUUGAUCCAAGUUUGAGAGGUAAGAUUGCAGCCGAUUGCCUGAAUAGGUUUAUCGAGACAGCAAUCAGUUGCAUGCAGGAAACUGGUACAGAACGGCCGUCCAUGACUGAUGUUGUUAAUAGGCUUGAACGAGCAUUGCAGCUUCAGCAAAGUGCAGAAGGAAAUAGCAACAGCACUGAAAGGAAUGCUGAAAUUGAAACAAGCAGCAGUGAGCAGAGUUGUGCCAUCAAUGAUUCCAUUAAAUGCAUAUCUGCGACAAUCUUCUCUGAGGUUAACACCCCAUGUGGGAGAUGAUCAUCAUCUUUCAAGAAAUGAAAGAAAUUUAAAGAGUCAUGAACUGGUAAGUGUAUUACACUAUAUGUCUGUACUGGAUUGUAAGGAACACCAAUAAAAUGCAUUAUCACCACCAGUGCCACUUUGGAAUCACAUUACACUUCAUUCUACAUGCCUUUGGUAUUCUUAGCAGUAGUUGUCAUUAGUGUAAUAGAUAUCGCUUGGAUAUAUAGCAUUAUUUCAUUAUUUGCAA